Morchella sextelata is the source of this 1017-nucleotide messenger RNA. RefSeq lists its product as uncharacterized. The coding region runs from base 1 to 1017 and encodes 338 amino acids. Lineage: Eukaryota; Fungi; Ascomycota; Pezizomycetes; Pezizales; Morchellaceae. The record is from RefSeq and is a predicted model, not a curated record. The transcript has a single exon.
AUGCAGGAGCACCAAUACGGACCCCCCGUCUCAAAAACCCCCUUACUCCAGAAGUCUUCGUCAAUGGUUGUUGGGGAUGCCGCCGCCGCAGAAUUUAGAACUCGAAUAGCUAAGGGCGGCACAACAGUCGGCAAAGGUGACGACAAGCCCGCAACCGGCACUGUGAACACAUGCAGUCGUUUACUUCGGGAUGGUGUUUCUCUAGAGGAAUACUCGCCGGCGCUAUCAGUAGAUGUCUCGCCGAAACACAGCAGACUACCAGAUAUAAGCUCUCAAGGCGUUGAUUCAACUUCGCUAGAGGAUAUAUCUUCUCUUAAAAAUUUAUUUGAAAAAGGUGCUACGAUAUGUGCACCAAAGCCUAUCCGGCCGGUUUCGGAAAACCCAUCAUUGACAGCUGCGAUUAUAGCCACUCAGCUUUCAUCUUCUAACUCCACACACAGCUCAAGCAGAGGCAGUCCCAUCCUCAAGCAAAGUUCAAAACCUGCCCAGGGAAUUUCAACUCCUUUAAACUUUGACAACCGUCCAAGCUCUCAUAUCACGGCACAUGAACCCUCGCCUUUUCUACUUGACUCGAAGCAAUCUGAGAUGCACGAGACAUCUGGAUUAUCAGACCACAAGAAUGCGCUUUUAGCAGCUACUUUAGCUGCCAAGGGAAAAAUUCCACGAACCCCCCCAAAAAAAUCCCAACCCCCAAGGCCGCCUCCCCCGAGAAGAGCACAUGAUAGUUUGAAGGUACCCAAUGGCAAGACUUUAAAAAUUGAGGAUAACUCCGAUGCGUUGUCUAUUGAUUCGGUGAAAACGGGUUUCUCAAAGUACGACACUGCUCGCUCAUCGGUUUCAUUGCAACCCUCCCUAUCGCACUCAACAAUAUCUCCCAUACCAAAGAGACGCCUUUCACUGGGAAAUAUCCCCCCCAAAUGGCAGGAGGUAAAUCCUUCGCCGUGGUGUCCGCCGCAACCCACAUUCCCCCCAUCCGCGGUAGCUGCCGCCAACCUUUGCCAUUAUCAAAGCAUUUGA